AUGCGAGCAGACAUCGCCCCCACUCGCUGGAACGGUAACGACCUCAGUGACGCCUUCAUCCAGGGUAGCAUUGAGACCGUAUCUAGCGACGACGAUGAUGAGGAGGACCAUGGGAGGCCUACACCGGACAUCACACCGUCGCCACGAAUCGAAGAAAUUGAAGAUGUACGGGAUUCUCAAGCAGAGGGAGAAGUUUCUACUAACUCCCCAGAGAACACGAAUGACAGUGGAGAUUCGGGACCAAGUGGCCCAAAUGUAUGCCAAAGUGAACCGGAAUCUCCGCCAGGCCUUCGCGAAGCUAGAGAGACUCUUGAUACCUCAAGUGGUGAGGAAACAACAAACCAAGGGACGGUACCUGAGGUUGGUAUUCAACAACCUAUCAUACCUGCACCUACCCCUGACCCUCCUGACCGCACUAAACGACGUCUUAUACCUCAAACCGCCACCUAUCCCAGGAGAACAAACUGGAGAGCCACACCAAAAGUUUGCGUUGUUUCUCUGCUUUCUCUGCUUUCUCCAUGGAGAUUUUUUCGGAGAGUGACAUCAACUGUUUGCUCUACCAUCUCUGCCUUCCCAGUGGCCAAAUGA
Messenger RNA from Letharia columbiana, 588 nucleotides. RefSeq lists its product as uncharacterized. Bases 1 to 588 code for a protein of 195 amino acids. The transcript has a single exon. The record is from RefSeq and is a predicted model, not a curated record. NCBI's taxonomy places the organism in Eukaryota, Fungi, Ascomycota, Lecanoromycetes, Lecanorales, Parmeliaceae.